UCGACCUUCCACGGCACUCGCUAGUAGUUUCCAACAAGCUCAAAAGAGUAGUGGUGGAGACUAGAGAUCGACUAGUACUUGUUUCAGCAAAGAGACCCUAUAUGGAGCUCUUUGGAAGAACCAUAAAUAGAUAGAACAGCUCUAUAUUUAUGGAUCAGUAUAUCCCGGAGGUGAACCAUGGCACAAGCAAGAGUUCGAGGACGAGAAGCCCUGCCCCGUUUUUGUCGAAGACGUACGAUUUGCUAGAGGAAGAAGAACAAGAAGACGCAGACGGUGGCGGAAGGAGAUCAAUUGUGUCGUGGAAUGGAGAGGGAAAUGGGUUUAUAGUAUGGUCUCCGGCUGAGUUUUCAGAGAUCUUGUUGCCUAAAUACUUCAAGCAUAAUAACUUCUCUAGCUUCAUUCGCCAGCUUAAUACCUAUGGAUUCAAGAAAACAUCCCCAAAACGAUGGGAAUUCAAACACGAGAAAUUCCAGAGAGGCUGCAGGCAGAUGCUCCUAGAGAUCAAUCGGAAGAAAUGCGAACCGAGCGCUUUCCCGGUGUACCUAAAGGCUUCUGAAGAGAGCACUAGUGCUACUGGCCUCAACCGAAGCUUGAGCAAUGCAUCAGAACAAGAUAAUCAGUCUCUGCAGCUAAUGGAGGAGAACAGAAACCUAAGGAAGCAGAAAAUGGAGCUUCAAAUGCAACUUUCUCAGUUCAAAGCACUAGAAACCAAGCUGUUGGAUUGUGUAGGUCAGUAUAUGCAAGACCAUCAAUAUCGAUGAAAAUAAUAGUACUAGCUAGCAGUGAUGGCAGUUUCCUCAUGAGGUCUGUGUUAAAUGUCAAACCAUGCAUGCUUGUUGACCAAAAUCUAAAACUUCAAAAUCAAAGUUGAAUAUGCCUGCUCUCUUUCGUGGCUUUUAUAUAUUAGAACGAAAAGAUGAAAGAUUAUUGAGGACUUCAGUUGGGUUCUUUCUAGGAUGAUGCUUACUAGCUAGUAUAUAUAUUACAUCCGUAUUAUUUUAUCUAGCUAGCUUUUUGGACUCGUUUGAGUCUCCCUUGCUUGCCCUUCCUUGUACCCUUCAUUAAAUUCGUCAAAUUAUACGUAACAAUGUAAUGAUUGGUCUAUAUACUGUGAAAUGCAAUGACAAUGUUGAACUAUGUUAAACUAUAAUAAUACCACGUAUUUACUCAUAAAAAACCGAAAUUUAUAAGAUUUGUCUAUUAUAGACCGAUGUAUAUUAUGUACUAAAAAUUAUGUAGUUGAUAGUUUACUUUACUUCACCAACCGCAUUCACAAUGCAUUGAUACC
This is a messenger RNA of Argentina anserina (silverweed cinquefoil), 1288 nucleotides long. Its product is annotated as heat stress transcription factor B-2a-like. Gene Ontology annotation, cellular component: nucleus. The transcript has 2 exons. The record is from RefSeq and is a predicted model, not a curated record. NCBI's taxonomy places the organism in Eukaryota, Viridiplantae, Streptophyta, Magnoliopsida, Rosales, Rosaceae. Gene Ontology annotation, molecular function: DNA-binding transcription factor activity; RNA polymerase II cis-regulatory region sequence-specific DNA binding. Bases 150 to 761 code for a protein of 203 amino acids. Gene Ontology annotation, biological process: regulation of transcription by RNA polymerase II.